Molecule: messenger RNA, 663 nt
Organism: Puma concolor (puma)
Lineage: Eukaryota; Metazoa; Chordata; Mammalia; Carnivora; Felidae
Source: RefSeq, a predicted model, not a curated record
AUGGCGCUCCUCAUCAAUGUUGAGGCCGGACACCCUGGUAUUUGCAUCAAGUGUGGGCUUGGCAUCUACGGGGCAAGGCAGGCAUGCCAGGCAAUGGGGAGCCUGUAUCACACAGAUUGCUUCACCUGCGACUCCUGUGGGAGACGACUUCGAGGGAAGGCGUUCUACAACGUGGGUGAGAAAGUGUACUGCCAGGAGGACUUCCUGUACUCUGGGUUCCAGCAAACAGCCGACAAGUGUAGUGUGUGUGGACACCUCAUCAUGGAGAUGAUCCUGCAGGCCCUCGGGAAGUCCUACCACCCAGGCUGCUUCCGGUGCUCAGUGUGUAACGAGUGCCUGGACGGGGUGCCCUUCACUGUGGAUGUGGAGAACAACAUCUACUGCGUCAGAGACUAUCACACGGUUUUUGCACCGAAAUGUGCCUCCUGUGCCCGUCCUAUCCUCCCUGCACAGGGCUGUGAGACAACCAUCCGUGUGGUGUCCAUGGACAGAGACUACCAUGUGGAGUGUUACCACUGUGAGGACUGCGGGCUGCAGCUGAGUGGGGAGGAUGGACGCCGCUGCUACCCCCUGGACGGCCACCUGCUGUGCCGCCGCUGCCACCUGCGGCGCCUCAGGCCCGGGCCCCUCCCCUCACCUGCGGUGCACGUCACGGAGCUCUGA